Messenger RNA from Adineta steineri, 612 nucleotides. The record is from the annotation of a GenBank genome assembly. NCBI's taxonomy places the organism in Eukaryota, Metazoa, Rotifera, Eurotatoria, Adinetida, Adinetidae.
AUGAUCAAUGUUAAAUUAAUUAUUUUGAUAUUUUCUCAAUGCUUAUGUUCAAUUCAUAGUCAGUGUAUUAUCAUUGGUCUUAUUCCAUGUAAUCAAAUUCCUGUAAAAUGUCUUGAUUGUUCAUUGUCAAAUGAUUGUACUUAUGGUGAACAAAUAUCAAGUACAUGUCGAAUGUUAAAUGGUACAUGUUUAAAUAAUAUACGUAAACCUGUACAAUCAUUUAAACGUUUGUAUAUAUGUCGAUAUUGUUAUCAAACAUCACUGGAUGAAUUAACUUGUACACCAAAUCUUGCCUGUCGCCAUCAUCAAAAUUCGAAUCGUUAUAAAUCAAAUUGUACAAUUACGGAUGAUACACAAUUAUGUUUAGGACAAAGAAAAUUCUAUCGAAAUAUACAAUGUAAUUGGACAAGUGGACGAAAAAAAUCCAAUGCUUUAUUAUCAAGUAUAUUUUUGGGUGGUCUUGGUUUUGAUCGAUUUUAUUUAGGACAUAUUAAAGAAGGUUUCGGUAAGAUCUUUUCAUUUGGUGGUCUUGGUAUUUGGACAUUGAUUGAUGCGGUGCUUAUUGCCUGUGGGUAUUUAACACCUGAUGAUGGAUCAGUUUAUAUUGAAUAA